UUUUCCCUUGAAACCCCUAAUUUUUUCCCCUAAAAUCGGUAUCCUCAAAACACCGUCUUUCUCUCUGCCACCACUGUCUUCAUCAUCAUCGUUCCCCUACUUUUGCUACUUUAAGCUCGUCAUCUUCUCUAUCACCCUCAUCAACAACAGUAACACCCUUAUCAUCGUUCCCCUGACCAUACCUCUUGCUUCACGGCCCAAAUUAUGCUGGGUUCAUGGCUGGGAAUGCCGUCCCUUUUCCCUCUCUGAAAACUUUUAAAAUCUCCACUUUCCUGGUUAACAAACAUCAUUUUCCGUGAAAAGAAAAUUCAUCUAAAAGACUAAAGGACUAGAGGAAAAGGAAAAAGAUGGAACCAGUGGUGGCAACGGUGAGUGGAUACCACGGCUUGCAACGGUUCAACCUAAUCAAGCUCAUAUCUGUUGUCGGUGCCAGUUAUGUCAGCUGUUUGACUCAAUCAACCACUCAUUUCGUUUGUUUCCUUUUCUCUUAGUACUUUAAAAAAAACAAUUAAAGGAAAAUUGGGGAAAACUAAAUUUAUUUGGAAUUUAGUUAUGUUGGAGAUUUGAAGGAAGGAAAUAUGAGCUUGCUAAGAAGUUAAAGACGAUAAUCGUAAAUCAUCGAUGGAUUGAAUAUUGUAUAAAGGAAUGAAAGCGUUUGCCUAAGGGUCCUUAUAUGUUGCGAAGAAGAGUUAUGUGGUGGAGGAAAGCGAUGAGGAGCUUGCGGAUGCAGGAGUGAAAAUUAAUAUAGAAGAAGAGGAAGAGGAAGAUGAGAUUGUCAAAUCGGAUAUCGAGCUCGAAGGUGACAUGGUUGAGCCUGAUAAUGAGCCUCUACAGAAGGCCAAAGCCAUGGAUGCCAUUUCUGAAGCCAGUGUUUACAUUAAGAUGAAAAAGCCCAGUGCUGCUUUGGAGAUUCGAAAAGAUGUCAAAGGAUCUCUUUUUGUUGUCAAGAGGAAUACGCAGCCUAGGUUUCAGUUUAUUGUGAUGAAUAGACGCAAUACUGAUAAUUUGGUGGAAAACCUCUUGGGAGAUUUCGAGUAUGAAGUUCAGGAUAAAUAUCUACUAUACCACAAUGCUUCUCAGGAAAAAAUGGUAUUUGGUUCUAUGAUGCACAUGAACUCGAGGAGGUUGCGAAUCUUUUUAGCAGGAUUCUUACUGCAUACUCAAAGGUGCCCUAGAAGUCAAAGGCAACAUCAACAAAAGGUAACAAUAUUAAUCACAAAUGCAAUUGAAGAACUGGAAGCUGUCUCAACAAUGGCCAUCAUUGAUGGACCCUUGGAGCCAUCAUCAUCAACUGCACCCAGUGCCGCAGAGAUCCCUGAUGAUCCUGCCUUUGUGAAUUUCUUCAGUGUAUGCAUUUUUCUGUUCAACUUCUGCCCACUGAUUACAUGCAAUACAUUCCAGUACAUUUAGAAUAUUUUUAACAUUGUAACUUUUAACAUUAUUGUAAGAAAAUUUUGUAUUAUAUUUCAGUUAUCAAUUUAUAUCAUAUAUCUUUCUUUGAA
Molecule: messenger RNA, 1502 nt
Organism: Gossypium raimondii (Peruvian cotton)
Lineage: Eukaryota; Viridiplantae; Streptophyta; Magnoliopsida; Malvales; Malvaceae
Product: mRNA-decapping enzyme-like protein
Exons: 9
Coding region: 805-1410 (201 amino acids)
Biological process (GO): positive regulation of catalytic activity; deadenylation-dependent decapping of nuclear-transcribed mRNA; deadenylation-independent decapping of nuclear-transcribed mRNA
Cellular component (GO): P-body
Molecular function (GO): mRNA binding; enzyme activator activity
Source: RefSeq, a predicted model, not a curated record